This is a messenger RNA of Vicia villosa (hairy vetch), 1482 nucleotides long. RefSeq names its product protein MAINTENANCE OF MERISTEMS-like. Bases 1 to 1482 code for a protein of 493 amino acids. NCBI's taxonomy places the organism in Eukaryota, Viridiplantae, Streptophyta, Magnoliopsida, Fabales, Fabaceae. The record is from RefSeq and is a predicted model, not a curated record. The transcript has a single exon. Gene Ontology annotation, biological process: meristem development; meristem maintenance.
AUGCCUGUAGCUUUUGACAAACCGCGUCCUCUCGACUUGAAGUUUAUGGACCCUACACUUAGGAUGUUUCGUUCGACCCCAGCUCUUGGCAACAAAGAGUACUUAGCUUGGCUUAACAAAGUCCAGGCGAAGAAGCAACAAAGAUGGGAAGAAUUGGGCAUCUUCGACGCCAUACAAUUAUCCAGAACUGGUCAUAGGGUUUGUCCUCCUAUGCUGCUUGCUUCGAUAUUUUUUUGGGAAGGUUCGACCAACACCUUUCACCUUCCUUGUGGGAUGAUGACUCCCACUCUCUUCGACGUGGCUGCUAUCACAGGGCUUUCACCUUUGGGUGAGCUCUUCGACCCAACUCUUCCAACAGAAAUGAAUUUCAACUUCACCAACGCUACCAUUACCAAAUAUAUGCAAGAUCAUUAUGACAAGUCGACAGAAGAAGUCUCUGACGAAGAGCAUGUUGCCUUCCUCACCUAUUGGCUUUCAUACUAUCUGUUUUGUCCAGGAUCAGUUCAGAUUGCUAAGGAUUACAUACCCUUGGCCAUCCAAAUUCAUGAAGGUCGAAAUGUCACUUUAGGUAAGCUUCUCCUUGCUUAUCUUUACCAUACCUUAGGUAUAGCGUCUUUAAGGAUCAAACGCCUGCAUGAAACUCCAAAACAACUCUCUCUGUCGGGACCUUAUUGGCUCUUGCAACACUGGUUGAAUGCGACCUUUGAGUCACAUAUUGGUUAUACUGUUUCUAGGUCCAUUCUAGAGGUCAUGUAUGACCGGAGGAUCGAAGGCAUCAAACUUGCCUUUCAAACUCCUCAAGAUGAGUCUAACAGGCCCAACCUCCUCAAAUAUGUGAGGUUGUUUUCUGAGUGUAAAACAUUCAAUGCUUCCAUGGCCCCUUUCUCCAAUCGAUGCUUUGGGCCUACUUGGUUUAAAGCUGUUUUCCUUGGGAACACUCCAACCCUUCGAGCUCAAUUGAAUGCUAUUUGGGCUGCUUUUCUGACCCCAACGCUUCUCUCUCAUCGCAUUGAGUCGACCGGUAAGUGUUAUGGGUUUGUAAGUUAUCAACCAAAUUUGGUCUCUCGACAAUUUGGUUUGAGUCAAAUGCUGCCCAAAAGCUUGUAUUCCCAUGAUGGUGACAUUUGUUACUCCGGUCGACCGUUCACAGCUCGUCAACAUCUCGACUGCUUACAGUUUCAUAACAAACAAUCUUUGGAACAUCCAACUUUUACUUUUCAAAACUCUUACUUCACAACUAAAGAAUUCAGCGAGUGGUGGUCUGAAUAUUACCAGCUGUUUGAUGGAGAUUCUUUCAUUAAGAAACUGAAUACUGCGUUCGACAAAUUGGAGGAUCAACUUACCAUAAGUAAGUAUUUUAUGUCUACUUUCGUUUUCUUUAUUACCAAUGGCAGUGUUCUAAUCUCAAUUUUAGACCUUUCAGGACCUGAUCCUACUGCUCAAGUCGAAGUCCCUGCUCCUAAACCAAAUCGAUGCUCUUAA